GAAGAGAGGCUGGCAGAGUGAGUGACCAGUUCAAAGUUGAAUCUCGUACCGACGUAGUCCUCGGGACUGGAGCUCAGUGGUUAUUUCGCGGCCAACGUGACUGGUUGGCUUUUUGGGUUUGGUCGGAAGAAGGACUACUACUACUUCCCACCACACACACAACACCCCCCGCCACCAUUCCCAUUCCCCGAUUUAUAGUGAGUGAACUAUAUACUGGAACUUAAAAAAAAAAAAUUAACAGCAGCGAGAACUCGAAAAAAGUUACCAUAAUAUUAUCUGCUGUGAUGGGAUACCGAUUCAAAGACUGUCUUCACGCCAGUGUGUACGAGAUAAUAGGUUAAAGUUGACUUGUCGAUGUAGCAAGUGACGGUGUGUCUGUCUUACAGGUUAGGCUGGCCUUGGAGAGAGAGAGAGAGAGAGAGAGAGAGAGAGAGAGAGAGAGAGAGAGAGAGGAACCAACCCCCUCUCCUCCCAUCUCCACCACCACCAACACUCCAGCCACCACCCUCCGCCAUCUCUCGCACCACCACCAACCCCACCGCCUCCUCCCUCUCCUCCCCCACCCGCCGCCGUCAAGCUUAGGCCGACCCAACAGAAAACGGCUGUGAGAGAGAGAGAGAGAGAGAGAGUGAGUGAGUGUUCCUCGUCGGAGGGAAGGAGGAGCAGGAGCAGCAGGCAGCAGCAGCAGCGCGCCAAAACGGAGCGAGCGGCCGCAGAGAUCGCACGCGUCUCGCCCCUAGAGAGAGGAACUGUUCCUCCUCUCCCGCCGUGUGUGUGAGAGACACUCUCUCUUUUUUUUUUUCUUUUUUUUUCCUUUUUUUUUUAAUUUUUUUUUUUAACACACACUUCCCCUUCCACGUGCUGCCUGGCCCCCCUUCGCCGUCAGGAUAUAUACACACACACACAGUCUCACACACACCUACCUCCGACGUGAUGCCCGGGCCAGCAGCAGGUGUGGUGGUGCGCGGCCCCCCCGCUGCCCCUCUGGAGGGAUGUAGCUAGCCAUGGCGAGUGGCUUGCACCACUGCAAGGGCUGCGGCUUGUACUUCGAUAGCGCGCGGUCCCUCGAAGUUCACGUUCAGUAUCACAAGGAAAACCUUCUCAGCAUGUGGAUGGGCGACGAAGAGCGCGGGCGGGAAGGCGGCGCGGGCGGUGGAGGAGGAGUAGGAGUAGGAGGUGCCCCGCCGGCAGCAGCGCCCUCGCCCGUGCAGGGGGACCUGAUGUCCCUGGGCGUUUCGAGCAGUAGUGAGAGUGGAUUAGUAGUGAGUAACAGUAAUGUGCCAAGUGUUAAUUCCAGUUCUUCGUCUUCGUUCACGGUACCUUCGCCCAUGCAAUACGAGUACAAGAUGUCCCCUGGGCUGCAGUCCCCGCCCCAGCAGCAGCAGCAGCAGAUGAGCGUGGUGCCACAGGGCCCGCCUUCGGGGCACUCCCUCUCCGUGGGAUUCUCCCAGCCUUCCCCCGGCGGGUUCUACCAAGACUACGUGGGGCAACACCAGGCGUCGCCCCAGUUCGGCGGAUACCAGCCCAAUUCCUUCAUGAACGGCGGCUUCGACGACGCCUACUACAACAGGGGCCCCGCCCCCCGGUUCCACCCGUACAUGGGGCGCUCCCCGGUGCCCACGCCUUCGCCAGGUAACUCGCACGCCGACAUUAAAGAAGAGAUGCCCUCUGCGGACACGCCAGAGAUCCUGGACCUGGAUUCUCAGAAAGUGUUGGGCAGCACGGGCGGCGUCCAGCAGCAACAGCAGCAGUCUCAACAGCAGCAACAGGGGGGCGCGUUGCCCCCCAUGUGGAGGCCCCACGAACAGUUCCCGAACCCCGGCGGCAUGGGCCCGUCCCUCGGGGGUCUCACAUCUAUGCAACAGUCAGGGUUCUCUCCCGUUCUUCAGCCGUCGCCGCAACAUCUUCCAGGCCUGGCAGGGCCCUCCUCCUUCCACUCCAGCGCUGGCGGCGCGGGCAUGGGCGGCUACCACCCGCAGGGCUUCUCCACCACCCCGCAGGCCAUGAGCAGCCCCGGCAGCAUGUUCGGCACGCCCACGCCCUCCCCGAGGGAAUCGACGUCGGCGGCGCCGCCUUCCGAGUUCGCGUCCAACGUCAAACGGCCGAAGAGCUUCAAGUGCGAGGAUUGUAACAAGUGGUUCACGAGUCACGGGCACCUCAAGAGGCACUACAAUACCACCCUGCACAAGAACAUGACGAAGCUGAAUGGAGGGGGAGGAGGGGCGGGGGCCGGCCAGAGCACGGCGAGGUCCACGCCUGACCCCACCAGACCGCCCAUUCUGUCGCCGGGCGCCAAGAGCAUCGGCGAGGCUUCCAACAUCUCCAGUCAGGACGAGGAGUCCAACCUUUCGGCAGCUGACGCCCUGGACACCCCUCCCCCACCUCCGACGGGGCUGCAGCAGCCCCCUCCUGCGUACAACCCCCCUCCCACCUCCUUGUCAGGGUACCAGCCGCCAGGAGUGCCAGGCCCUUCGCAGGGACUACACGCUGUCCCGCAGUAUUCGCAGACGCACUACCUGGGGGAGCAGCCCCCCACCGCCCCUACACUCUAUCACGGCCAUUUUAGCACAAAUCCGACAAGUUUUGGGGCGCAGCCCCCCGUCAGCAUGGGGGGCGGACCGCCUUUUUACCCGGGCAAUGGCAGCAAUAAUUUCGGUGGUUAUCAGCCGCAGGGGGGCCACCAGGGCCCGGGGUUUCAUUCCGUGAGUGAUUUCCCCGGGCAGCCUCCCUUAGACGCCUUUAGCGCCGCCUCCCUCACGCCUUCCCGUUGCUCCCCAGAACCCGCCGGAGGAGGAGGAGGAGGUGGAGGUGGAGACACGGGCUCCGAAGCCUCCAUGGACUCGAGCGAGUCGGGCGGCACCAGUGGCAGCGGCGUGGGUUCGGAGGGCUCCUUUCGGUGCCACGACUGCGGCAAGCUCUUCAACCGCAUGUGCUACCUGACGCAGCACCGCACCACCUACCACGAGGGCGAGAAGCCCUUCAAGUGCAGCACCUGCGGCAAGCGCUUCCCGGACGAGAUGUCCUUCAGCGACCACCAGAGCAAGCACGCCGGGGAGAAGCCCUACAAGUGCGAGGUCUGCCCCAAGCAGUUCAACCACAAGACGGACCUGCGACGCCACAUGUGCCUACAUACGGGCGAGAAGCCCUUCUCCUGCGAGCAGUGCGGGAAGGGCUUCAUCCGGAAGGACCACAUGCUCAAGCACUUCCAGACCCACCGGAAGAAGGCCAUGGCCGCCGCCGCCUCCUCUGCCGGCCCUCCUCCCACGCACCACACGCCCUCGGGCCCACCUCCCAUGGGGCAUGCCCCCACCGGCUUCCCGGGCCACCUCCCACCGCACCGGCCGCCAGGCGUGCCCGUGGGAGCGAUGGCGCACCCGGGGCACGGGCCGCCCGGGCAUCCAGGUCACCCUCCUCACGUCGUGGCAGCACCUGUUUACUGAUGAUGGCCCCGGAGUGGGUAGUGUGGGCCCCCUUCGUGGGUAGCAGCAGCAGCCGGGCGCCCCCAGCCCGCCCGCCGCCGCCCACCCGCCCGCCGCCCCCAGCCACACACAUACACACACACAAGGCCGUCUUCCCCGCCGGUGGAGAGUUCCUGUGGCCGCCGUCACGACGCCCUACAACUACCUCACGCGGCACCUGACGCCGCCCUGUGAUAACCGCGCCAACAUUCCUUGCGGCCGCCCCCCCCCUCCCCCCACACCAGAAACCACCCACCCCCACCCCCCUCUCUCUGUGCCAUACGAUAGUAGAAAAAGUUCAUUAAGACAUAUAAAUUCCUCUGCCUCCUCCGAAGUGUUACGGAGCAUCUGUCUUUUUAUCAGUGUGACCCCGUGGGCCGGCGUGGUGCCUCGCGUAUUAAACCCCCGUGCCUGAGGAGGCCUCAGAUUACCUCGCAAUGUGUCCUCACCUAGAAACACACCCGCUCUCAGAGGCUCAACACACAAAUAAAAAAAAAACUAUUAAGUACUAUAAACUUUUAAUUAAAAGGGAAAAGCGAAGUAAAUGGUGCAUAUAUACAAAGACAAAAAAAGAUGAUAUUAUACAUACAUAGGCUGCUUGCAACUGAACAUAGGAGCGCAUAUAUACGUGAGACAGACAAAGACAAAAAGCAGUGUUUGUGUUUGUUGUCCUAUGGCCAUGAUCGCUAUUUUUCUUGAGGCGAAAGAAACACCCACCUGAUUGAACGUUUAAAUGAAAAAGAAAACACAAAAAAAGAAGAUUAUUAUAUCAACUGUGUCGCUACACCGAUAGUAGAAGUAUCUCAAGACAUCUUCAUCAUCUUUGGUCAUUAAGUGUCACUAUGCCUUAAAAAUAUUUCUAUGCUAAUGAUAUGCAACAUUCUGAAGAAAAUACAGAUUCGUGUAUUUUUUUAAUUUUGCCAGAGAUUGUGUUGUGUAGUAUGUUCCACAAAGACAUUCAGAGUGAAUCAUUGAACUUUUUAAAUAUUUUUUUGAGAAUCUCAUUGUGUACAUACUUUUUUUUAAGUUCUACUCUUAAGUUGCAUUUGUUCUAGGCUGCUAUUUUUAUAUUUUCUGUAUUUCGUAAUCUGUAAUGUUCCUAUUCACAUUACUUUUAUAGCGAAGUUCCACCAACUGUUAUUAUUAUCAACUCAUUUUCAGAAUGAGAGAGCUCCCGAUGUCCUAAUUAACUUCAUUCAAAUUUUCCCCCUCCUCCCCCCUCCCUCUUCCCCUCCUGAAGUUCGUUCAUAUACAAAAGUUCAAAUUGUCUGCAUUGUCACUCAAAUUUCUUGUUCAUGUUUUGUCCAGUCAUUUGCCAGAUCAAAGUAUUUUUAUCAUUAUUUUUGCCAAUAGCAACACUUGUUUUUUAUACUUAUUUUUUUAUUAUUGUUAUCUUUGAUCACAGAACGAUCACAUUCUGUGUAACCAUUGCAAUUCAUAACAUUCCCGUACGUUGGUGAAUAAAGUAACAGAAGACAAAACGUAUAGCUAUGAUUUGACGUGUCGUGUGAUCGACUAUGUUUGUCCAUUGAGGAUGAUUUUUCGUGUUCAUUUCGUCACACUCCCUUUUUUAUAUACCUCCCUACCCCAGCCCCCCCCCCCCCCCCUUCCUUUUCGC
Macrobrachium nipponense is the source of this 5076-nucleotide messenger RNA. RefSeq names its product transcription factor Zelda-like. Gene Ontology annotation, biological process: regulation of DNA-templated transcription. The transcript has 2 exons. Gene Ontology annotation, molecular function: DNA-binding transcription factor activity, RNA polymerase II-specific; RNA polymerase II cis-regulatory region sequence-specific DNA binding. Bases 1005 to 3440 code for a protein of 811 amino acids. The record is from RefSeq and is a predicted model, not a curated record. NCBI's taxonomy places the organism in Eukaryota, Metazoa, Arthropoda, Malacostraca, Decapoda, Palaemonidae.